Molecule: messenger RNA, 2560 nt
Organism: Orbicella faveolata
Lineage: Eukaryota; Metazoa; Cnidaria; Anthozoa; Scleractinia; Merulinidae
Product: kelch domain-containing protein 1-like
Molecular function (GO): protein binding
Source: RefSeq, a predicted model, not a curated record
UUUUGUAUUACCUUUAUCCAAGAAUGCAUCUCAUGGAAACAAGAGAGUUGUGAAGGAGGUGGAGCUGAUAGACGGAUAGGACACACAAUCACCUAUGACACAGAAAAGAAAGUUUUGUAUGUCUAUGGAGGAUCAAAGACAAAAAGAUGGUUCAGUGAUGUCAACAUUCUAGACCUUCAAACAAAUACCUGGUCAGCUGUCAAGGCUGUCGGCCAUGCACCAACCAGAGCAUAUCACAGCUGUAACUCGUUCAAUGGAGAGCUCCUGGUGUUUGGAGGAGUGUUCCCUAACCCUGAUCCACAGCCUGAUGGCUGCAGUAAUGAACUUUACAUCUUUAACACUUCGGCAAAGAAUUGGUACAAACCCAUCACAAGUGGGACCCCGCCCAAGCCCAAAUCAGGUCACUCGGCAUCCUUGUUAGGAGACAGAUUAGUCAUAUUUGGAGGCUGGGAUUUUCCACAGUGUUUCAAUGAUGUUACUAUUAUAGAUUUAGCUGUGAUGGAGUUUUCCACUCCCACUAUCACUGGUACAUUACCCUCACCUCGUAGCUGGCAUGCUUCCACAGUUCUUCCAAGACAGAGGAUUUUUGUUCAUGGUGGAUACGAUGGCAAUCAGAUACUGACAGACUCCUUUGUUUUCGACUUGGGGACAUUGACUUGCACUACAGUUAAGACCAGUGACAGUCUCACCCCACGUGCAGGACAUGUUGCUCUCUGUUUACCUGUAGAGAAUGAAACGAAUAACAAAGAAGAAAUUGCUGUGUUUGGAGGCGGUGACAAUGCCGGAGGAUAUUUCAAUGAUCUUGUUAUCUUUUCACCUAGUUAUAAUUGCUAACAUAAAGUAAAAAAGUAGUGUUUGAGUCAAGAUCUAGAGUUAAUUUGAUAGUUUUUAAUGGUUCCUAAAGCAAAAUUAAUGAGUAAGUGUAUUCUAAAAACGUCUUCAUUUUCAACUUUUUUCAGUACAACCCUAUUUUUUAAUAGUACCAUAAGCCGUUAUCCAGUUGCCACAGUCAAUUGGUAUCAUGACUUCAUAUCAGAUGAUGGUGUGCUAAUCAUUCCUGGAUUAUAUCAAAUAUAUCCCACCAAAAUUUACCUGGUGAGAUACAACACCAGAAUUCUCCUGUUGUUAAGAUACAACAACAACCAGACAUAUCAGACGUAAGGUACAGACCAAGGAAGUAUUUUCAUCUGUAUAUAGACCUUUUUCCUUGUUACUCAGAAGUCAUUUUUAAAAUUAUUAUACUUUCUGGGUUGCAACUCCAUCCCUGGGUUUCUUGACUUACUUAAGACCCCAUUUAUGUGGUCUCUGAUAGUCAAGACAACCAUUUAUAUGAUCUCAGAAAGCCAAAACAACCCUCCCUCCAAGGCAACUUUAUCACAAGUUUAUGAGAAAUGAUUGUCCCUGUUGACUUAGUCAGUGGUCCUGAGAGGUUAUCCAUGGCCCUAAAAUAUUCAAAUACAGAAUUAUCCCACUUUCUUUGAGUUUCCUUUGGUCGUUUGAUCACUGUGGGCUUUGUCAAGUUAAUUUUUUAGUGAUAUAUCGCCGCUGUAAAAGCUAAAAUUUGACAUUAGGCAAAACUUGCCAUGCCAUGAGUUGUCCUGUUUACCCCUAUGACAGCUUGGGGAAUAUCAGACUGUUGUUUGACUUCUUAAAUGAAACAGUGAACUGUUAAAAGUAAACUGAGGUGAACUUGGGAGGGUUAUCUCUGGUACUAAAGACUACAUGAAUGGGGCAGUAGACACAAGACAACUUGUGGCGAAUCUUAUAUUUCAAAGUAAAACAGGUAGUGGUGCCACAAAAUGUACUAGUUCUUGGUCUUAAAUUAACUUCCAUCGCCACUUUUACAAGUGCCAUGUGUACAGUACUUAUUGUAGUGUAAUACAGGAUAUAGUAUUUAAUUACCCAACAAAAUGAGCUUUGCACUAGUUAGGGAGUACAUUUUUAUGUUGUUGUUUGUCCAUUAGAACUAUAUUAAAGAUUCACUUAUUUGAAUUUGGUAAAUAGUUCCCUUCAUGCUAUCAGACAUACCUUCAAAAAGGGCCGAUAAACGAAAAAUUCUGAAUUUGAGUUUGUCAAAAACAAGGAAUAGAAAACUUAUUCCCUCUCCUAACAGAAGGUAAUUUAAGAAGUUGGCAUGCUGUUCCUAGAAGCAUGUGCUGGUUUUCUGGAUAUGUGGUUGGGACAGCAUCCUGCUCUGGGAUGGAACUUGGGGGGUUCGGUUAAAAAAGAUAAGACAAUUGUUAUAACAUGCUGACUUAGUCUCGUAAUGCUGAAAUCCAUUUCUGAGGACCUCAAUUUUACAAAUUUUCCAGGGGACUGCCCCCAGACCCUCCUUUGGCAGUCAAUAUCCCAAAUCGCCUUCUCUAAAAUCCUGUAUCUGUCCCACCUUCUUUGCAGUUUUCUGUCUUGGCCACUUAACUUUCCAACUUCACUGGAGUCAAUUUGAAUUAAUAGUCAGGGUUCCUAAGGCUCCAGGAAAACCUGGAAAGGCCUGGAAUUUUAUUAUGGCAUUUUCCAGGGCUGGAAAGUCCUGGAAAAACACUACUGGUCCUGGAAAGUG